AUGUCAACACUCCUCCCUUUCCGAGACAAGCGGCUACCACCUGUGCCAGCUGCCGGUUCGAUGUACCACCAGCAUCCUCUCCUCCAUGUCGAGCGCCAGACAGAGCACAUUCAGCGCAAUCUCCAGACUUUGAUUGAUGCGCAAAGCGAGGGUCUUCUGGCAGGUCUCGCGCGAUCCCAGCCAGAAGACACAUCGGAUGGAAGCUUUACCCCGACAUCCUCGGCAGCUGGUCAAGCUCGGUCUCCGUCAACAAUCCCUGCCAGGCAGCCCCCUGUCAAGAAAAUUGGACUUCGCGCUGCACGGCAGGGGAUAUUCCAAUCCAUCUAUGAUCUACUAAAGCUGCGAGAGGAGGAGCGUGACAUUCUGUCGUCUCAGACAGACGAGCGCGACAACGCGCUCCAUGAAAUCCAAGGGUUCUCCUCUAGGAAAGACGGCUUGGAAGAGGCCAUAUCCUCUAUACACAAUGACCGAGAGAAGCAACUUGCCACACGGUUACAAGAAGAGGCUCGCGGCCUUGAGACUGACAUUCGUGAGCUGGAAACCAAGCUGUACGAGAUGAAGGCCAAACAUCGCAACCUGAUCAGCGAAAUCUCACACCUCGAGAACUCCGUCGACGCGAAGCUAUCUUCGUAUAAUGAAUCCCUAUCCCUCCUUCAAUCCGACAUUCAACACUAUCUUCGUGAUCCUCCAGUCCCACCGCUAUCGCGACGCACGGGCGAGUCUACAUUCUACUCCUUAAACCCCAAACGGCGCACACUCGACAUGAUGGAGGAACACUGGAAGUCGGAACGGGAGUACCUGCAUCAGAGACAGCACGAAGUGGAUGCGGAGAUCCUAGCUCUGGAGGAAGGGGGUGGAGUUUGGAAACAAGCCAUGGCUGACGUGUCCGGCUUCGAGAAGCGCCUCAGGGCUAACAUGCGGCACUUCAUUCAGAUUCAGUCGUCAGCGACCGAAUCAAAUACUGAGCAGUUCUCGGGGACGAUGGAGGAGGUCGCCGCGAACGUUUCAGAGGACUUGGACAAGACUACGCAGCGGCUGCAAACACAUUUGGAGCUUGCUGAGACGAAGGAUUGGAAGCUUCUUGUUUGCUGCAUCGCCGCAGAGCUAGAGGCGCUCCGAGAAGCACGUGGAAUGCUCCUUCCAGCUUUUGGCUUGCCAGUACCCAACAGCGCGCCCGCCUCCCAGUCGUCGUCCCCGGAGAACCCAGCUUCAGAGAAUCCCGGGGAUGUGCAUGAGGACUCAUUGGACAAUGAUGAUCCUGAGCCGCCGGCUGAUAUACUGAAAGAUGAGCAUGCCCCGCACGCAGAUAGUGCGUCCAGAUCGGAUGAUGAUGAGCCAGAUCCAGCUUGGCUCUAA
This is a messenger RNA of Penicillium canariense, 1356 nucleotides long. RefSeq lists its product as uncharacterized. The coding region runs from base 1 to 1356 and encodes 451 amino acids. NCBI's taxonomy places the organism in Eukaryota, Fungi, Ascomycota, Eurotiomycetes, Eurotiales, Aspergillaceae. The record is from RefSeq and is a predicted model, not a curated record. The transcript has a single exon.